UGUCGCGCCUAUAAACAACUCCGCACCUUGCCGACCUAUCUGGGUUAAAAUAUAGUAAGUGAUCAUUAUCCAUUUGAGUAUCCGACCAACCCCUCUCUCUGUCAGCUGAACAAGAAACGCACCGAACAUCCAGAAAACAAGUGAACUUGUUAUCGGAACACGCAGAGAAGAGGAGAGAGAAAGAGAGAUAUGGCGACAAUGGAGGCAGACCAGAAGACGGUAAAGCAAGGUGAAGGACUACGACAGUACUACCUUCAGCACAUCCAUGAACUUCAGCUUCGUGUUCGCAACAAAAACCACAAUCUUCAGCGUCUUGAAGCUCAGCGUAACGACCUCAAUUCCCACGUUAGAGCACUGAAAGAGGAGCUACAAUUACUUCAAGAACCAGGCUCAUAUGUUGGUGAAGUUGUCAAAGUGAUGGGAAAGUCCAAGGUUCUUGUCAAAGUGCAUCCAGAAGGGAAAUAUGUUGUUGAUAUUGAUAAGAAUAUUGACAUCACUAAGCUCACACCCACUACGCGAGUUGCAUUACGGAAUGACAGCUAUGUCCUGCAUCUGGUAUUGCCAAGUAAAGUAGACCCUCUGGUCAAUCUUAUGAAAGUUGAGAAAGUUCCUGAUUCUACAUAUGACAUGAUUGGUGGUCUUGACCAACAAAUCAAAGAGAUUAAAGAGGUGAUUGAACUACCAAUAAAACAUCCAGAAUUGUUUGAGAGUCUUGGCAUUGCUCAACCAAAGGGUGUCCUCCUUUAUGGUCCUCCUGGAACUGGCAAAACCUUAUUAGCAAGAGCUGUUGCUCACCAUACAGAUUGUACUUUCAUCAGGGUAUCAGGAUCUGAGUUAGUUCAGAAGUACAUCGGUGAAGGAUCUCGGAUGGUCAGAGAACUUUUUGUGAUGGCCAGAGAGCAUGCUCCAUCAAUUAUUUUUAUGGAUGAGAUUGAUAGUAUAGGGUCUACUAGAAUGGAGUCUGGUUCUGGUAAUGGUGAUAGUGAAGUUCAACGAACAAUGCUGGAGCUUCUCAACCAACUCGACGGUUUUGAAGCAUCCAACAAGAUCAAGGUUCUGAUGGCUACAAAUCGAAUUGAUAUUCUAGAUCCAGCUCUUCUGAGGCCGGGAAGAAUUGAUAGGAAGAUUGAGUUCCCGAAUCCCACUGAAGAGUCACGUUUUGACAUCUUAAAAAUUCAUUCAAGAAGAAUGAACUUAAUGCGAGGAAUCGAUCUUAAGAAGAUUGGAGAUAAAAUGAAUGGUGCAUCUGGUGCAGAACUUAAGUCGGUUUGUACCGAAGCAGGCAUGUUUGCUCUGAGGGAGAGAAGAAUUCAUGUAACACAAGAAGACUUUGAAAUGGCAGUGGCCAAGGUUAUGAAGAAGGACACAGAUAAAAACAUGUCCCUACGAAAGCUGUGGAAGUAGAACAAAAAGGUCCUUGUGAUUUACGGGGGAUUGGUGAACUGGUAGUAGAAUGAAACAUACCCCACGUUGCAUUUGGUAUCCAUUAAUCCUAGCUGUUAAGUUCUUUUCCCUUUCCUUACUUUGUACCUCCUUUGUACUUGUAACUUUGUAAGGCACUACGUUGUAUUUACCAACACGCUGAACUGUUACACUUACACCUAGGUGUAUGUAUGUAGUUCCAAUAUACACCCCGAAUAAAAAUUUACUGCUUCUUAUAUCCCAAAA
Spinacia oleracea (spinach) is the source of this 1668-nucleotide messenger RNA. Its product is annotated as 26S proteasome regulatory subunit 8 homolog A. Bases 190 to 1404 code for a protein of 404 amino acids. Gene Ontology annotation, molecular function: ATP binding; ATP hydrolysis activity. The record is from RefSeq and is a predicted model, not a curated record. Lineage: Eukaryota; Viridiplantae; Streptophyta; Magnoliopsida; Caryophyllales; Amaranthaceae. The transcript has 9 exons.